AUGAGCAGCACAGCUUCAGAUGAAUCUUUAACGUUAGAACUCAUACGCCAACACCUCCUAGAAGACUUCACUUCGACUGAGUCAUUCAUUGACAACCUUAAUCUCUGUUUCUUCAAUGGUUAUGAGGGUAAACCCAUUUUGAGCCCAACGAAUAUGGACUCCCCUUCAUCCUGGUCGGGCUCGUAUUCUUCUCUGUCGGACGCAAAGCAAUCCGAUUCACCCACUUCACGCUGUUUCAAUUUCGAGCCACCGCAUGUUUUCGAAUUUGAAUUGAAGCCGGAGAUAAACAAGAUUUGCUCACCGGAUACUCCGAAGAAACGAGUUAAAACCGAGCCGGAAGAAAGCGGACCAGUUCACGUUCUGGGUUCGAGAAGAUUGGGAAGGAGUUACAGAGGCGUCAGGCGGAGGCCAUGGGGGAAGUACGCGGCGGAGAUUCGAGACCCGGUCAAGAAAGGGUGUCGGGUCUGGCUGGGGACUUUUGACACAGAUGUUGAUGCAGCAAGGGCUUAUGAUUGUGCUGCGUUCAAGAUGAGGGGAAGCAAGGCAAUUUUGAACUUCCCAUUGGAUGCCGGAAAAUCAGAUCCUCCGGCGAGCACCGGCCGGAAGAGGAGAAAAGAGAGUGCAACGCAGGAUUCGAAUAAUUAG
This is a messenger RNA of Fraxinus pennsylvanica, 645 nucleotides long. The record is from the annotation of a GenBank genome assembly. NCBI's taxonomy places the organism in Eukaryota, Viridiplantae, Streptophyta, Magnoliopsida, Lamiales, Oleaceae.